CAGAUUCUUCCUACUCGGUCAUUUCAGUAUGCAUGCUUUGCCUGUGCUGUCAUGAUUGUUGCCUUUGUGGCAAUCCAUGCGGAUAUGUUUCUAAAAGGAAAAACUUAAACAUGCAGUUUAGGGAUACUUAUUCUUUGACAUCACUGUCCUUGUAUUUUAGGCAACAAAGAAGAUGAGGGCAGUGGUUUUAUAUGGCCAAAGGGGGAUGCUGGAGAGCGGGGCAUCCAGUUGUUGAAUUUUCAGUCACUUGCUAUGGGCCCCUGGGUUCAACAGUCACUUGAACCAUUAUUGCUGGGAAAUGAGCUCAAUUUGUGCCAAGCCAUAUCUGCUGCAGCUUUGCAGGAAAUUGGUGGUGGGGAUUUUAUGAUGCAGCAAUUUCUUCAGUAUCAGCAACCUUUUUCAUUUCCUCAACAGUCCUGCAGAAAUAAUCCAUUGCUACAGCAGCAAAUUUUUCAGCAGACUCCUCAAGAGCAGAUUGUCAUCCCCCAGUCACAAUGUGUAACUGAGAAUCUUGCACAUUCUGUUCCAGACCAACAGUUGCAGCGAACUCAUAAUGAACAACAGAAGCAGCAGGUUCAACAACCACAAACAUAUGCAGAGGCAUUCCAGAUUCUCAAGAAUCAUAUGCAUCAGCAACAGUCACCUUUGCCACCUCAGUUGUGCCAAAAAUCAGUGUUUCUUGCUUCAAGCUUAAACUUUUCACCAGUCCCUGCAUCUAGUUGCAUCCAGCGUAUGUUGGGGUCUUCUUAUGCUGAAGGAAAUGCUACCAUUCUAAACUGCUCUAGACUUGGUAAUCCUAUAAUAAGUGAGCAAAAUCAGCAACCUUGGGAGCCUAGGUUUACAAUGUCACAGGUUGCUCCGUUUGGCAGUACUGUAAUGCUUCCUUCAUUUGCUGAGAAGGAUACGUCUGUGGGAUGUGAAAAUUGUGCAAAUCUGCAGAACCAUACCCUGUAUGGUCUUGGCAAGGAUUUUCCAUCCUCCCUCUCUAUUGCGGUGCCUAAUGUUGGCAUAAGUGGCAGUGACAAUGAUAUAUCAACAGUGCCAUAUGCUGCUUCAUGUUUUCAGAAUUCUCUAUAUGGUUACCUGGAUGGGUCUUCUGGCUCGCUGCAAAGUGCAGCAGAGAUUGAUCCAGCAACCCAAAUGUUUGUGAAGGUUUAUAAGUCUGGAUCAGUUGGGAGGUCACUGGACAUCUCUCAAUACAGCAGCUAUGAUGAACUUCAUCAGGAGCUGGGUCAGAUGUUUGGUAUUGAGGGUCUAUUGAAUGAUCCUCUUAGAUCAGGCUGGCAGCUUGUAUUUGUCGACAGGGAGAAUGAUGUGCUUCUCCUUGGAGACGACCCAUGGGAGUAAGAUCUUCCUGGAUUUGCUCUUUCUAUUGGUGCUAUGUACUUUUGUCAUAAGCUCUGCAUAGAACUAGGUCACAGUCCAAUGCCAAGACACUUCCUGUGUAUGUGGGUCUUUGAUAAGUUGUCAUGCUGCAUUAAAUGUGCUACUUGCUCAGGUGCCUGCUUAGAUUACAAUUUUCUUUUUCAUGAUUUUUCAA
Messenger RNA from Phoenix dactylifera (date palm), 1540 nucleotides. NCBI's taxonomy places the organism in Eukaryota, Viridiplantae, Streptophyta, Magnoliopsida, Arecales, Arecaceae. The record is from RefSeq and is a predicted model, not a curated record.